Messenger RNA from Brenthis ino (lesser marbled fritillary), 270 nucleotides. Lineage: Eukaryota; Metazoa; Arthropoda; Insecta; Lepidoptera; Nymphalidae. The record is from the annotation of a GenBank genome assembly.
AUGUAUAGCGGCGGUCAUGCACCGGCGAAGCCGGCUGAGAGUAGAGCUGGCACGAGAUGCAGAGCAGUGGAGGCUGAGCGAGUGCGGCGCAAGCGCCCAGGUGAGUCAGGUAGGCCCGCCCCUACGCCCUCCCGCGUCGCGCACCUGCCUCGCCGCUCAGUUCACCGCCACACGCCGGCCUGGCGACUUGUGCUCCGUGCACGCCGCCAUCCUCCAUACUCUCGCGAGCCCUGCGCGACGUUUUUCGCUUUCCCAACUAUUACUUUCCGA